AUGUUUACCCUAGGCCCAACUAAGCUCGACCUGGGACUAGCUCGACCCACCCAGGUUCCGCCGUUCCUCUGGUUACGGUGGGUGAUGCCGAUUUUAGAGUUUUUCCGCUCCGGUCUGUUAUGGUUUUAUGGUUGCUCGGCGGUCGCGAUGAGAUUCACCUUCACUUUCACCUCCAACCUCUACCUUCGACUUCACCUUCACCGUCGCCGACACCCAACCCUUCGUGGCCCACAAAUCGUCGGUCCCGAAAACGAGACUAAUACCCUGGCUCCCGUGCGAAAGACCACCCAUAACAAGACUAAAUCGCUCAAAAUCAUGCAGCCUGCAGCUCCCGCCGGUAUCAAGGCCCCAGCCAAGAGAGCUUUCGGAGGCGAUAUCAGCAAUACUAACAAGGCUAAAUCUGGAUUCCCGGAUGUUGGCGCUGCGCAGAAGCAGAAUGUCGAGAUCGUUAAGCCAGCUCUGCAACAAGACAAGACCUCAGCCAUCCUCCAUGCAGUCCAACUUCCUGCGACCAAUGCUGCCUGCAGUGUCCCACUCGACCUUACCUCUGAGCCUCCUACGAUCCCCCUUGCGACCAAGCCCGUCCUCCCAUUGAAGCUUGUCCCCUCGAAGAAGCUCACAGCUAUCUACAAGGACCCGGAUGUCGAGGGCGCUUCAGUCACCAAUACCCUUCCCGCACCCGUUGCCGAGCACUCAGGCCUGGCUCCCCAAGUCCAAGGUCUUUUGUCGCAAACUCACCCUGGUCUCGGCCAUGACGAGAGCAAGUACGUGAAUGCCCACCACGAUCCAUCCGAGGAUACGCUUGGAGGUGGCCCUGCCUACGAGGAUGCUGCAGAGCAACAAGCUGGUGAGCUGGCCGAGAAGUGUCAAUCUUACACCGAGGCACAAGAGUUGGGAGAUGCUGUUGAUGUCGAUCAAAACCGUGGUGACUACCAAGACCAGACAACCCUCCCCGAGGCUACUCAACUCUCUUCCCCCGAUCUCUCUCAAUACGGUGAUGACGCUAUCAACGAGGAGGAAUAUGCUAUCAUUGAGGAGGAGUAUGAUGGUUACACUACUGCUUACUCCUACGUCUCCCGAGGCGAGACCACUGGUGUCACCACUCUCUUUGCGCCCACGAUUACCGCCGCCGUCAAGAAGGAGUUGGCUGCUGCGAAGCUGGUUGUUGAGAGUGCCCGAACCAUCGAAGAGGUGGAGGAUGAGGCCUGGGAUACCAGCAUGGUGGCUGAGUACGGCGAGGAGAUCUUUGGUUACAUGCGUGAUCUUGAGUCCAAGAUGUUGCCCGAUGCCAACUACAUGGACAACCAAACCGAGAUUCAAUGGUCUAUGCGCUCGGUCCUCAUGGACUGGCUGAUUCAGGUGCACCACCGCUUCUCCCUGCUUCCUGAGACUCUCUUCCUCUGUGUCAACUACAUCGAUCGCUUCCUCUCCUGCAAGAUCGUCUCCUUGGGUAAGCUGCAGUUGGUUGGUGCUACUGCUAUCUUCGUUGCUGCCAAGUACGAGGAGAUCAACUGCCCAUCCAUCAAUGAGAUCGUCUACAUGGUCGACGGAGGAUACAGCGUUGAUGAGAUUCUCAAGGCCGAGCGAUUCAUGCUCAGCAUGCUUCAGUUCGAGCUGGGAUGGCCUGGACCCAUGAGCUUCCUCCGCCGAAUCAGCAAGGCUGAUGACUACGACUUGGAGACCCGCACCCUGGCCAAGUACUUCCUCGAGAUCACCAUCAUGGACGAGCGAUUCGUGAGCUCCCCACCCAGCUAUGUCGCUGCCGGUGCCCACUCCCUUGCCCGCUUCAUGCUCAAGAAGGGUGACUGGUCCCCAGCUCAUGUCUACUACGCUGGCUACACCUGGUCUCAACUUCGCCCUCUCGUUGUGCUCAUCGUCGAGUGCUGUGAGUCCCCAUUGAAGCAUCACGCUGCCGUUUUCGAGAAGUACUCGGAUCGUCGAUACAAGCGUGCUUCUCACUUCGUCCAGUCCGAGCUGAUCCGAGGCUUCCGUGUCCCUGCGGUUGCUGUGCUCGCAAUCCUGCAAUUGAUCAUCCAUGAGCGAACUGGGCAGCAAGCCUUCGCUCUCUUCCCACAGUGGAAGAUGAUACUUGGUAGCUACGGAAAAGGCUUCGCAACUGAGCUCAGGAGACGCCAACUCGCCAGAAGCUACAGCUACCCAAGCCAAGCCAAACGGGCUCUGGGGAUCACGGACAGGAUGGCGGACCUCACAAAGGCGAAGGAGGUAGUGAAGGAGGCUCUUGUUGGCACCGAGGUGGUGGAAGAAGACGUGCAGCUAUCCGCCCUGUCCAAGGCGACCUUUGACAAGAACGCGCGGAAGGAUGAGGAUAGUGGGGAGCUCUUCAUGGGCGAGGAAGAGUUCAUCAAUGCCGUUGCGCCCGACACGGAGGACUACCACAAGAUCAAACGUGAACAAUAUGCGAUUCUCUUCAAGGUUGCAGAUCGGAGAAACACGGGCAAGGUCAACCUCUUCGACUGGGGCACGUUCGAGAACCUCCUCGCGAAACCAGACGCCGAGUACGAGAUUGCCUUCCGCUUGUUCGAUGUCGAGCAGACUGGUACCGUCAAAUACGAUGACCUGAAGAAGCUGUACGAGAUGAACAAGGGCCCGGAGAGUAUACCAUUCGAUUGGAACUGCGAGUGGGCGAAUCUGUACAGCGGGGGGAAGAAGCGCCGACACGACCUGACCUAUCCCCAGUUCUCGCAGAUGCUGAGAGGGCUGCAGGGAGAGCGGAUACGACAGGCCUUCCACUAUUUUGACAAGGAUGGAGAUGGAUAUAUCGAGCCAGAGGAGUUCCAGCGCAUCAUCUUGCAGACGGCGAGACACAAGCUCUCGGAUCAUCUUCUGGAGAACUUACAUACGCUGUGUAAUAUCUCUACUGGCAGCAAGAUCUCAUACGCCAACGUUCGUGCGUUCCAGAAUAUGAUUCGCGAGAUGGAUCUGGUGGAGAUGAUUAUCAGACAGGCCACGGCGCAAAGUGCUGAUGGGAAGAUUACUCGCACUGAGUUCCUCAACGAAGCUGCGCGCGUCACUCGAUUCUCUCUCUUUACGCCCAUGGAAGCUGAUAUUCUGUUCCACUUUGCCAGUCUCGACGAGCCAUCCGGACGACUCGGCCUCUCGGAUUUCGCAAAGGUGCUUGAUGCUUCGUGGCGCAAUGCAUUCUCCGAAGCUGGAAGAGCUGGUGCUGCGAAAGCCAAAACCUCAAGUGAGACCUUCUUCCGCCGCGUCUUGGAAUCCGUGCAUCACUUUGCGCUGGGUUCUCUGGCGGGUGCGUUUGGCGCAUUCAUGGUCUACCCCAUCGAUUUGGUCAAGACGAGAAUGCAGAACCAGCGAUCGUCGCGUGUGGGUGCGAUGCUGUACAAGAACUCUCUGGACUGCGCGAGGAAAGUUAUCCAGAACGAGGGGUUCAAGGGCCUGUAUUCAGGUGUCUUGCCCCAACUUGUAGGUGUCGCCCCCGAAAAGGCCAUCAAAUUGACCGUCAACGAUCUCGUCCGAGCACAACUCUCCGGCCAAGAUGGGUCCAUUCGCCUUCCUCACGAAAUCCUGGCCGGAGGAACUGCAGGAGCCUGCCAAGUCAUCUUCACCAACCCCCUUGAAAUUGUCAAAAUCCGCCUGCAGGUGCAAGGAGAAGUAGCCAAGAAUGUCGACGGCGCCCCUCGCCGCUCCGCUAUGUGGAUCGUCCGUAACCUGGGUCUGGUCGGCCUCUACAAAGGCGCCUCGGCCUGUCUCCUCCGCGACGUCCCCUUCUCCGCCAUCUACUUCCCCACCUACAACCAUCUGAAGCGCGACUACUUCGGAGAAUCACAAACCAAGUCGCUGGGGAUCCUGCAGCUGCUCACUGCAGGCGCUAUUGCAGGUAUGCCGGCUGCGUACCUGACCACGCCCUGCGACGUGAUCAAAACCCGUCUGCAGGUCGAGGCUCGCAAGGGCGAGAGCUCCUACACCUCCCUCCGCCAGUGCGCCACCACGAUCUUCAAAGAGGAGGGCUUCAAAGCCUUCUUCAAGGGCGGCCCGGCGCGCAUCCUGCGUUCGAGUCCACAAUUCGCAUUCACGCUCGCGGGCUACGAGGUCCUGCAGGGCCUGCUCCCCUUGCCGGGUGAGGAGAAGGACGCGCCGCACAUGGGCGUCGGCGCUUCUUCGCACGGUCUGCCUGGGCAAGACGGCCCGCUGAGUUAUCUGCGGAGCAGGAACGCGCUGAAGAUCAUCCUUGACCUGGACGGGGAGUUUGGGAAGAGGAGGGUCCCGGGGAAGGAGGCGUGGCAGAGCUUACCGAAGAUUGUUGGAGGGGGUGGUGGAGGGGCACGCGCGUGA
Molecule: messenger RNA, 4311 nt
Organism: Drepanopeziza brunnea f. sp. 'multigermtubi' MB_m1
Lineage: Eukaryota; Fungi; Ascomycota; Leotiomycetes; Helotiales; Drepanopezizaceae
Biological process (GO): malate-aspartate shuttle; L-glutamate transmembrane transport; aspartate transmembrane transport
Molecular function (GO): L-glutamate transmembrane transporter activity; L-aspartate transmembrane transporter activity; calcium ion binding
Source: RefSeq, a predicted model, not a curated record